AUGGGCACCACGCUUCCCGCCCUGCGCGUUGCAGUGGCACCUACGGCGUCAUCAGCGCGGCCAGCAGCGUCGCCUGUGCGCGCGGCGCUGAACAGCAAAGUGCUGGAGAGCAAGUCGUUAGGCGAGCUGCGACAAUUGGCGAAGGAGCGCGGCAUGCGCGGAGAUACCAAGGCGGAGCUCGUCAAGCUGCUCACGUCCAGCUACGCCGCAGCGCCCGCGGGUAACGGUGCGGUGGCGGCGAAGGCGGCAGUAACGGUGAACCCGCAGCUGAAGAAGCAGCUGGAGGCCAUGCCCAUGGCGCAGCUGCGCGCGCAGGCGCGUAGCAAGGGCAUCUUCGGCGGCAGCAAGGCGGAGAUCGUCGCCGCGCUACUAACUGCUGGUGUGGCGCCAGCAGCAGCCGCGUCGUCAGCCCCCGCCUACUCCAACGGAGCAGUUGCUUCCGCGCCUGCUGCGGCGGCGCCUGUGGCGGCCGUACCUUCAUCGUCGGACCUGGCGCGGCAGCUGCAGACGAAGCCGCUGGCGGUGCUGCGCGCACUGGCGCGCCAAAAGGGGCUGCGCGGCAACACCAAGGAGGAGCUCGUCGCCGCCCUCGUCUCUGCCACCGCACCCGCUGCUGCAUCACCGGCGCCCGCCGUCUCUCCCGCUGCUGCCGUUACCGCGACCUCUGCCUCUUCCUCGCCCGCCGCCUCUCCCGCCGCCGCUGCGCCCGGUACCGUGAACGUUAGCGCGCAGGCGCUGGCACGGCAGCUGCAAACACGGCCGCUGUCGGCGCUGCGCGCCAUGGCGAACGCAAAGGGCAUCUCGGGGGCCGCCGCGCCCAAGGAUCAACUCAUCCGCGCCCUCGUCGCCGCAGCCACGGCGACGGCGGCGAACGUGACGGAGGUGAAGGCCGCCGCAUCCGUGCGCGCGUCGGAGCUGCAGAGCAAGCCGCUGUCGGAGCUGCGCACCAUUGCGCGCGCGCGGGGCAUCCGCGGAGACACCAAGGCGGAGCUCGUUAAACUGCUCACGGCGGAGGACGUGGUGCUACCGCCACUGCAGAGCGCGAGCAUGAGCUUGCCCUUCCAGUCCGACCUCCCCGCUGGCGGCACCACCGCCAUCCAACCCCUGCAGGCAGCGUCAUUGGGGGUGCAGUCAGCAGCAGUGAGCGAGGCCAUGGAGCUGCUGCUGGGACGCGCGGAGGGGGAGGCGGAGGGCAGCGUGGCGGAGCAGGCAGCGUUCCUGCGCAACGUGCUGGUGGCGGGCAUAGGCGUGGCCGUGCUGCCCCUCAUCCUGCCCGUGCAGAUGUCCUCCACUGUCGUCGCCACCGCUCCCACUGUCACCGCUCCCCAGGUUGUUGUGCCACCACCUCCUGCCGAGCCUGAACCUGAGGUUCGGGCGCUGUCUGCUGAGGAGUUUUGCACAUCCCUGCCCUCGUCUCUGCUGUCCCCACAAGCGGCCAAGUUCUGCCAAGCUGUCAAGGACAUUGGCCUCUGA
Closterium sp. NIES-65 is the source of this 1473-nucleotide messenger RNA. The record is from the annotation of a GenBank genome assembly. Lineage: Eukaryota; Viridiplantae; Streptophyta; Zygnematophyceae; Desmidiales; Closteriaceae.